AACAGACCUGCAAUCAAACAGCAGAAGGAUCUGGUAAAAAUCACUCAUUAAUAUUGGACCUUUUUUUCUGGGACAGUAUCAAAAGGAGUUUUCAAGUCUUUCCCCCCCAGAAUUAUGAUCUGAUUUUACCGUUUUGAAUCUGCAAAUUUUCUCAGCUGCUUCACCAAACAAAAAACAAAAAAGUACAAAUGCACAUUUGAUAUUAAUUUGACUCGCAAUGGAGGUAUCAAACGGGUCGAGCUUUGGGAUCGAGUCUAUUCUUUCUCACAGACCUAGCAGUCCGUGUAUGUCCAAGGGGGACUGCGGUGGGUCUCCAGCGGAGUUGAGCCCGCGGUCGGACCUGGACAGCGGCUGCUCGUCGCCCCCCUCCCCGAGACGGACCUCAGUAGAAGCCGCAGUGCAAAGACACGCUCGCGCUCUCGGACUGGACUCUCCGUUACAAAUAUCCCAGCAGCCGAGAACAGUCACGUCCUCGUUCUUGAUCCGAGACAUACUAGCGGACUGCAAACCUCUGGCAGCCUGUGCUCCCUAUUCCAGCACUGGACAGUUAACACAAGAUGCUGAAGACUGUAUGGACAAACUUCACAGCAAUUCGUCCUCGGACAGUGAAUACAGGGUGAAAGACGAGGCUGAUCGCGAAAUCUCCAGCAGUAGAGACAGCCCCAGCUCCAGGCUGAAGAAGCCUCGUAAAGCCCGCACUGCGUUCACUGAUCACCAGCUGGCGCAGCUCGAGCGCAGCUUCGAGCGUCAGAAGUAUCUGAGCGUGCAGGACAGGAUGGAGCUGGCAGCAUCUCUCAGCCUCACCGACACACAGGUCAAAACAUGGUACCAGAACCGCAGAACGAAGUGGAAACGGCAGACCGCAGUUGGGCUGGAGCUGCUCGCGGAAGCAGGGAAUUAUUCAGCUCUACAGAGAAUGUUCCCAUCACCAUACUUCUACCCACAAAGUUUGGUCUCUAACCUCGACCCGGGACCAGGGUUGUACCUCUACAGAGGGCCUUCCGUGCCUCCACCACCGGUUCAGCGGCCUCUGGUCCCGAGGAUCCUCCUGCACGGUCUUCAGGGCGCCGGAGAUCCAGCGUCUCUCUCUGGAGUGAUACCGAGACACACGUCGCGAUGAACUGAUCCAACCUGACAGCAGCUCCAACCUCAGGAACGACAAACAGGGUUGCGCUUGGACAAUACCCGUGUACUGAAAAUAGUAACGCGCAAUAAUAGACUUUCCAAAUGACUCUGACCAAAAGGCGAAUGCUAACUAUUUAUUAAACUUUAACCUGCGAAAGAAGUUAUCAGAAAAUUAUUUGUUGAGGUUCCAUCCCCCCAUGAACCUCGACCGUGACUGUUUUCUGAUGAACUUGCUUUUCCCCUAAGAAAUGGGGUGGUUUAUUUGCACAAAAUUAUGACGCAAACUAACCAAAAUAAGCAUCAUAAAAUAAUGUUAGUCCAUUUCAGUGGAACCAUAGGCAAUACUGAAAAACUGUGGAUUUUUUUUAUCACUCUGUCUAAUGUUAAAAAUGCAUUUUACGAACAAAAAUAAUAAAACUAAAAUGACGGAUUAAAAAAUGUUGUAGGCCUAUAACUGAAAUUUGUCAUUUGUCACCGCUAUUGUGAUGGUGGUUGGAUUGCUGUGCGGCUAUUUUACAAAAAAAAAAAAAAAAAAAAAAAAAUCAAGUUUCCUCAAUGAAAUUCACAGAUCAACGUAAAACAUGGCUCUGCAACCUGCUUAGAGAUUUGAAUUGUUUUUGUGGAAAUAGUGUUGUGGUUAUGGGUACUUUUCAACCCCAGUUCAACAGACGCCAAAAUACUUUUCUAAAUAAAAGAGUGUGAUUUUGUCAC
Messenger RNA from Pimephales promelas (fathead minnow), 1836 nucleotides. RefSeq names its product BarH like homeobox 1a (gene barhl1a). The record is from RefSeq and is a predicted model, not a curated record. Lineage: Eukaryota; Metazoa; Chordata; Actinopteri; Cypriniformes; Leuciscidae. Gene Ontology annotation, biological process: regulation of DNA-templated transcription. Gene Ontology annotation, molecular function: DNA binding; DNA-binding transcription factor activity, RNA polymerase II-specific.